Messenger RNA from Penicillium odoratum, 1767 nucleotides. Its product is annotated as rRNA (cytosine-C5-)-methyltransferase RCM1. Lineage: Eukaryota; Fungi; Ascomycota; Eurotiomycetes; Eurotiales; Aspergillaceae. Gene Ontology annotation, molecular function: methyltransferase activity. Gene Ontology annotation, biological process: rRNA base methylation. The transcript is spliced from 2 exons. The coding region runs from base 1 to 1767 and encodes 588 amino acids. Gene Ontology annotation, cellular component: nucleolus. The record is from RefSeq and is a predicted model, not a curated record.
AUGUCCCUCUAUUUUGAUGCGGUCAAUAUCUUGACCGAGCCAGCCUCAGGUGGCUCUUUCAAAUCUCGAAUCUACAGCGCCCGUGACCUGCGCGCAAAGCCAGCACAGAUCUACGCUCUUAUCAUUGAAGCUGCCAAAUGGGAUACUGUUCUGGCCGACGUUAUCGACCGCUCUGGUCUUUUGGACGCCGAGCGCAAGCUAUCUCCACUCCUUGCACUCCUCCUUGUACAUGACCACCUUAUCGCGAAAAAUGGCAUCGCGGCCCCGGCAGCGCAUACAAUCCGACAGGCUGUUGAACGCCACAAAGUUCGCUUGAGAGCUGAGUUUGUGAAGGCUCGGGUGCGUCGGGGAUGUGCCUCGGUUGAGCAAUUCAAGGCUGCGAUCUUGCGAGAGAAGCGGGAGGCUGCUGGGCCCAAUGAUUUCAUAUAUCCACGCUGGGUGCGCGUGAACAAUAUUCGGUCCUCUCUGGAGGAUCAAAUGCGCACGACGUUUGCAUCCUACCGACACGUUGAUUCUCUAGCGGAAUUGGCACCCGAGGGAGACGAUCGCAAAUCUCAGCACUUGCUGUAUGUUGAUCCUAACAUCCCAGAUCUUGUUGCCGUGCCUUACGGAGCGGAUUUCACAUCGUCUACCGCAUACAAGAAUGGCGAGAUCAUCUUGCAAGACAAGGCAUCAUGCUUCCCCGCAUAUCUCCUGCUGGGAGAUCGCGGCCCAAAGGAUCCGUGGCAAGGCGACCUCGUGGAUGGCUGCGCUGCUCCGGGAAAUAAAACCACCCACAUGGCUUCUCUUCUGGCAAAGCAACAGAUCAAAGAUCAGAAGCCCCAAAAGCAAAUCAUUUGCAUGGAUGCUUCUAGAGUGCGUUCGAAGACAUUACAGAAAAUGGUCUCUAUGGCCGGGGCAGAUCCCACCGUUACCGUACUACAGGGUCAAGACUUUCUGGCCCUCGACCCAAUGGAUGAGCGCUUUGAGAAGGUCACGGGUCUUUUGCUUGAUCCUAGUUGCUCGGGAAGUGGGAUUAUCGGUCGCGAUGAUGUUCCCCAGCUCACACUACCCAAACCCGCGGCAUCCAAAGCCCCCAACCCCAAGGGUCAGGGCAAGAAACGGAAACGACCCGACGAAAAGGAAGAGGUGGAAGUGCAACAAUCACAAGCAAAACCGACCGCUUUGAAUACCUCCCCGUCAGACGAGAAUGAUAUUCCCAGCGGUGCUGUUGACCAAGAACGUCUCAUCAAAUUGUCAAAUCUCCAAGCACGAAUCGUGGAACAUGCAUUAAGUUUCCCUACUGCAACACAUGUUAGCUACAGUACAUGUUCGAUCCAUUUGAUUGAGAACGAGGCUGUUGUGGAGCGUGUACUGGCCUCGGAUAUAGCCAAAGAAGGCGGCUGGCGUCUUCUGCGACGGGAUGAGCAACCUAGUGGUUUGCGCAAAUGGAAGCAUCGGGGUGUGCGGGAGGAUCGAAAAUCAGAGAACGAUACUGAUGACGUUACCCCUGCUACGGUGGAUCUCUCAGACGAGGACCUAGAAGCCUGUUUGCGUUGCUGGUCCGGUGACGCUGAAGGUUUGGGAGGCUUUUUCGUCGCUGGAUUCGUGCGUGAUCCCAAACUUGUGUCGAAUACAAAAGCCCCAACAUCAAGAAAGAAGUCUAAAAAGGAACCCAAGGAGGAGCCUAAAAAGGAGCCUUCUAAGCGACAGAAGGUUGUUGCGCAGGAGGAGGAGGAGGUAAAAGAUGAAGACGACGACGAUGACUGGGAUGGAUUCUCUGAUUAG